AUGAAGUUCCUUCCAUUGCCCGAGUUAGAGGAUGUCACGAGUUCCAUGAAUUUCGACACAGCCGACUGUCAUAUCGCCGGUGGCUGUGAUCUGUACACUACCAAGGCUGCCCGUUCCGACCGGAAGCUGUACAACCACAUCGAGCAAUCACUUGAGGCCCAAUACGAAUCAAUCCUCCGCCUAUCGGCUUCGCUCUCUCCUCCCAACGCCCACGAUGCUGCCGAGACACUGAAUCUAUCGCGAUCCAGUCCGUUCGGCCCCCUGAGUGAGCACUCCAGUCGCCGCACCUUCGCCUACUUGAUCGCAACACUCAACGCCAGUCACCCGGACUACGACUUCUCACACGUCCUGCGACCAACCGAUUUCCGCCGCGAGAGAUACCUCAAGCGGGUGAUGAACACUGUCAAUUCCACCUUGUUCAACUUGCGCCCCCGCGAGUCGAUCGACCUUUCCCCUUCAUCCCCUGCCACCCUGUCCGGAUCAUAUAACACAAGCACAUCUGCGUGGGGCCCCCGCAUGUGGAGAACCGUAGAUGAACACAUGUCUUUAAAGGAGUGCUCGGUAUACUCGUACUCUCCGGAAGAGGACCCGUCCGACGCUGACGACGGUGCCAUCUGGAGUCUUCACUACUUCUUCUUCAACCCGCUUCGCAAGCGUGUAUGUUAUAUCUACCUCCGAGCGAUUCCCAUCCUCAGCCACACACCGGAUGAGAUGGCUUCCACGCCGACCGGCAAACGGACCUUCAAUGACGGAUAUCUCACACCUGACCUCAGCUCGAGCAAGCGGGCCCGGUAUUGGCUUGGGAGCCGGGCUGAAUCCUCGCUCCGUGCAAGUGAGGAUGACAGUGAUGAUGAGAUGCUACAUCAUCAAUCCAAGUCCUCCCUUCCGGUCGGAAAUGAUGCCGACCAUUAUAUGCUUAGCGAUGAGGAGAUUCGCUCCCGCUCUGGUAGCAGAGGGAUGGUUCGCGCGAUGAGUGAGGAGAUUGCAGACUCCAUGGAGGUUUAA
Messenger RNA from Penicillium waksmanii, 1005 nucleotides. Its product is annotated as RNA polymerase III-inhibiting protein MAF1. Gene Ontology annotation, molecular function: RNA polymerase III core binding. Gene Ontology annotation, cellular component: nucleus. NCBI's taxonomy places the organism in Eukaryota, Fungi, Ascomycota, Eurotiomycetes, Eurotiales, Aspergillaceae. The coding region runs from base 1 to 1005 and encodes 334 amino acids. The record is from RefSeq and is a predicted model, not a curated record. Gene Ontology annotation, biological process: negative regulation of transcription by RNA polymerase III. The transcript is spliced from 2 exons.